AUGAUUACAAAGUCAUCAGGAUUCGUGGUGUAUACAGCAUGGGGGACGAUUCAUGGCGGGAACUCGAUGGUUCUGUUGGUAUGGUACUGCCGCCACAUCCACAUUUCAGAAUACACGGUCUUGAGCUCCCACAGCAUUGUCCUCGAGCAAGAACCGAAGAUGGAUAUAUGGGUGCUGCAGCAGUUUGAUACUGCGGGAGAGUGUUGGUACAAGCUGUUUUCUAUCUCCCCUUCCCCUUCCCCGUGUAUACUGAUGGGGCCGAGAGGAUUGUCGAAAGAUGGGAAAGUGAUUUGUGUCACCCGUGAUGAUCGCCUGCUUGUCUUGGAUCCCACCACUGGGCAAACAUAUGCUCUACCGGUUGGAGGUUGCCACCACUACUCUCUACAAGUUGCGCGAUCAAGUGCAAACCUAGGUGCUUAA
Molecule: messenger RNA, 420 nt
Organism: Linum tenue
Lineage: Eukaryota; Viridiplantae; Streptophyta; Magnoliopsida; Malpighiales; Linaceae
Source: the annotation of a GenBank genome assembly